This is a messenger RNA of Siniperca chuatsi (mandarin fish), 5272 nucleotides long. It is a transcript of the gene sema3aa, whose product is annotated as sema domain, immunoglobulin domain (Ig), short basic domain, secreted, (semaphorin) 3Aa. The record is from RefSeq and is a predicted model, not a curated record. Gene Ontology annotation, biological process: negative chemotaxis; positive regulation of neuron migration; negative regulation of axon extension involved in axon guidance. The transcript has 17 exons. NCBI's taxonomy places the organism in Eukaryota, Metazoa, Chordata, Actinopteri, Centrarchiformes, Sinipercidae. The coding region runs from base 598 to 3186 and encodes 862 amino acids. Gene Ontology annotation, molecular function: semaphorin receptor binding; neuropilin binding; chemorepellent activity.
CAGCACUCUCCUACUCUCUCUCUCUCAGCUGCUCUUGCUCCCCUCCCCUCUCUUCCCGUGGAUGGUGUAGCUCUCUCGCUCUCUUUCUCUCUCUCUCUCUCGCAGUCUGGUGGAGCCGCACACAAGGAUUAGAGGGUUGCUGUGAGUGUCUGCUCAAAGAGAAGAAGCCAGAAGACAGAAAGAGAUAAAAAAACGAAUUCUCUAGAAAAGGAUAGCCUUACUUUUGUGGAUAAGUAAUCUGAUUUACCUUCACACUUCCUCUCAUCUCAUUCACGCCAAGCUGAAGCCUUGCUGAGCCUUCACCUGGGGGAGAAGAAAUAAGCCAAGGGACUAUAAAGCCUGGACCUCCACACGGGGAGCCAUGUGAGCGGCACCCCUCCACCCACUUCACACUACAGAAGUACCCCCACAGUCUGCACACUGAGCUGGGGAGCACAACCAGGAUUUUUCCCCCCUCCCUGGAACCUCCACUUUCAGGGCUCGCGUGGAGGGACUCUCCAGGCUCGGCGUACCCUAGUGGGAGACACUCAUCUCUGGGCACUGGUCGGGGUGUGAGUGCCCCCUGGUCUGGAGGCCAGCCAGCAGCACUCCAGCACCAUGGAUUACCUGUUUGGGAUUGUAGUGCUGCUGUGCGGGGCGGUGCAGCCGGGAAGAGGUGUUGAGCCCAAGCACAACGUACCCAGGCUAAAGCUGUCAUACAAGGAGAUGUUAGAGUCCAGUAACCUUGUCACCUUCGAUGGCUUGGCCAACAGCUCGAGCUACGACACUUUCCGAUUGGAUGAAGAGCGAGGGAGACUAUUGGUUGGAGCCGAGGACCACAUCUUCUCAUUCGACCUUGUCAACAUCAACAGAGACAACAAAAUGAUUGCGUGGCCUGCCACCCCCUCUAAGAGGGAUGAAUGCAAGUGGGCAGGGAAAGACCUUGGGAAAGAGUGUAAUAACUUCAUCCGGGUCCUACAACCCUACAACCAGACCCAUCUGUACAUCUGUGGCACAGGAGCCUUCCACCCCAUCUGUGCUUUUCUGGAAAUGGGCAAGAGGGCAGAGGACAACAUCUUUCGACUGGCCUCACAUUUCGAGAACGGCCGCGGGAAAAGCCCCUACGACCCCAAAAUGCUCUCAGCCUCACUUCUGAUUGAUGGAGAGCUGUACUCUGGCACAUCUGCUGAUUUCAUGGGAAGGGACUUCGCUAUUUUCCGUACCCUGGGAGAUCAUCAUCCAAUCAGAACAGAGCAGCAUGAUUCAAGAUGGCUGAAUGACCCCAGGUUCAUAGGUGUAAACUUGAUCCCAGAAAGUGACAACCCUGAAGACGACAAGAUCUUCCUGUUUUUCAAAGAGAACGCCAUGGACGGAGAGCACACUGGCAAGGCUACCAUCGCCAGGAUAGGACAACUGUGUAAGAAUGACAUGGGAGGUCACAGGAGUCUGGUGAACAAGUGGACCACUUUCCUCAAAGCCCGGCUAAUGUGUUCAGUGCCCGGGGUCAACGGCAUUGAUACACACUUUGAUGAGCUACAGGAUGUGUUUCUCAUGAGCUCCAAGGACCCAAAGAAUCCAGUUAUCUACGCUGUAUUCACCACAUCCAGUAACAUUUUUAAAGGCUCAGCGGUGUGUAUGUACAACAUGGCAGACAUCAGGAGGGUUUUCCUGGGUCCCUACGCCCACAGAGAUGGACCCAACUACCAGUGGGUGCCUUUCCAAGGGAGGGUGCCUUACCCCCGCCCUGGCACUUGCCCCAGUAAGACAUUUGGGGGAUUCGACUCCACCAAAGACCUCCCUGAUGAUGUCAUCACCUUCGCCAGGGGUCACCCAGCCAUGUACAACCCAGUGCACCCGAUAGGCGGGCGUCCCAUCAUGGUGCGGACAGACGUGGACUACCAGUUCUCCCAGCUGGUGGUGGACAGAGUGGAGGCAGAGGACGGACAGUAUGAUGUCAUGUUCAUCGGGACAGACAUGGGCACAGUGCUGAAGGUGGUGACGAUCCCCAGAGAGAGCUGGCAUGACCUGGAAGAGGUGGUGCUGGAAGAGAUGACUGUCUUUAGGGAGCCUACUCCCAUUACUGCUAUGGAGCUGUCCACCAAGCAGCAACAGCUGUACCUUGGCUCGAAUCUGGGUGUAUCGCAGAUGUCUUUACACCGUUGCGAGGUGUAUGGGAAAGCUUGCGCUGAGUGCUGCCUGGCCAGAGACCCUUAUUGCGCCUGGGACGGCACCGAGUGCUCAAGAUACUUUCCUACCGCCAAGAGGCGAACCAGAAGGCAGGACAUUAGAAAUGGAGACCCUCUCUCCCAGUGCUCAGAUCUUCAGCAUCAUGAAGACACUGACGCCGUAGGAGGCAGCGUGGAGGACAGGAGUGUGUAUGGCGUGGAGAACAGCAGUAUGUUCCUGGAGUGCAGCCCAAAGUCUCAGAGAGCGCUCAUUUACUGGCAGCUGCAGAAGCCCAACGAUGAUCGCAAGCACGAGAUCAAGCUAGAUGACAGGGUGGUCCGUACAGACCAGGGCCUGCUCAUACGCAGUCUGACCCAGUCUGACACAGGGGUCUACCAUUGCCAGGCUGUCGAACACGGUUUUAUCCAACCCCUACUGCGCCUCAACCUCCAGGUCAUCCCCACCCAGAGACUGGGUGACAUCCUACCUGGUCUUUCCAGUGCAGGAGGCGGGGUAGGUCACUCUGCCAAGCACAGGCUGUGGUAUCGAGAUUUCCUGUCUCUCUUGGACCACCCAGACCUCAACAGCGUGGAGGAGUUUUGCGAUCGAGUAUGGAAGAAGGAGCGCAAACAAAAGAGGGUGAAGACGCCCAAUGGCAACAGUCAGGGUAAACCUGAAAGUACCGGCGGUUCCAACUCUGCAUUACGGCCUAAAGCUCCCAACACCCAGAAGCAGCAAGCCAGUCCACCACAGAGCAGGCCAUGGCUCCAGGCUGGAGCUCCAACAGUGGAAGGGCCAGUACGGAGCCAGAAUACCCAGAAAGGUCAACCAAAUCUGGGUAUGUUGAGUGGCCAGGCACCUCAGAACAACCAGAAGACGCAAAACGGCCAAAAGGGGCAGGACAGCGUGGCUGGUUCUCAGGCGGCAGGGGGGUCUCGGGCGAGCAGCCAGCACGCGGCCAAGUGGAGACGGAUGCAGGAAAAUAAGAAGGGGCGCAACAGGAGGACCCAUGAGCUUCAAAGACCCCCACGUAGCGUUUGAGAAAAAAAGCACAGAGAUGCACACAUGUAACCAGAUCUACACACACAAGCACAAACCCAUGCAACCACACAUAUACACACAAGCACAUUCUAUAGAUUGUGUAUCCAAUGUAUGAUUCAGUGACCUCGCCAUGACAACAGCAGAACAAAACCCCAUAAAAAACAGCAACACACACUUUUAGGUAGAAAUACAUGAACUGCACUCGUGUAACAACAAUAAAGCUCUCAUUCAAAGACAAAUACACCUGUUAAGAGGACAAAGAUUAACAGAGGACUGAAAAACUGGAUUGCAUACUGUAAAUGUGUGAGGAUAUGGCUGGUUGCCUGGGAUACUGCCUGGCAGACACUUCAACCUCCUGUACAUAAGCUACUAAAAUAAGAGUGGGACAAAAAUGUUUAGUGAGGUGUUUGUUGGUAAGCAGAUGGACUUAAUAUGCUGAGAGGACAGUAGGGGAGACAUUAAUAGAUACACAGACUUUAAUGGAAGCAGAAAUUAUGCAUUCACUGCAGCCUGCUGCCCUCUUUGACCUGAGCAUGUGAACUGCAAGAUAGUGUACAUGGAAUGGAUUAAAAACUCUCAUUUUGACGAACUGUUUGAGGAGAAAAGAACCUCCCAGCUAGUCUUUCAAGUCAUGACAACAGCACCCUUAAAAGGAGGAAAGGGAAGGGAUGCAAUUCACCUCGAGGUGUGCACAGCUGGCACCAGUGGCCCUCAUGUUGUUUAAAAACAAAAUAGAAGCAUUAUUACAUGCAAAAACUGCAAAGUCAUGCUGCGGUGCAGAGAAAGUGCUUCAUCAUGACCUUCUCCACUUGAGGCUGGGAAAGCAUUGUGCAUGUUGUUGUCAAUCAGUGUUUUAAUAAGCUAGUUACUUUAUGGGAUUCUAGAGGCUUUUUUUUUUUUACACCCUCCCUAAAAAAAAAAAAAGUUACAUUUUUCUUUUAUAUUUACUUUCCUUUCUAGACCAGUGCUUCUAUUUUGGGGGGCAAAAAUUACAAGCAACAUAGUAGUCUCAUUGUGCAUUAUCCCUUCUGCUCUCGAGGAUUCUGUGUAAGUUAUUCUGUUGUUGCUUUUUCUGGGAUUUAUAGAAUCUGGGCACGAAUUCCAGUUGUAGGCUAUGCUAAAAACCCAGUCUGACAUAGACUACCAGUUGUCUUGUGUACAUAUAUACAACAAACUUAACUCUCUGUGUAUAUACAGUACAUAUACAGUACAAGAACACCACUUGAUUAUUAUUUAUUGCUCAUUGUUUUGUGAAAGGGUUGCAUUUAUUUUUGAUAUUAUGGUAUUUUUGGCUCAUCAGUAUAUUGGAGAAGCAAUGGCAACAGCAACUAAGAAAACUUUGAUGGACCAACUGGCUGAAUUUGUGUCAAGGAAUCCUUUUUUGGGGAUAAAAGGGUUGAAAAGGACUUAAGUUUAGGAGCACGAGUACAGGGGUUUGUGUCAUUAAUUCAAUCCCACUAACGAUAAGCACAAUUUUAUCUCUUUUGACUUUCAUAACAGAUGAUUUCAUUAUGUUUUCCUUUCUCCCAAAUCCAUCCAACAUGUCUUUAUUCAUCCAGUAGCCAUUAUGUGUAAGAUAAUUUCCCAAACUGAAAAACAUUAGCUGUGAAUCUCUGUAAGAAAUAGUGGAGAAAAAUGUUAAAUCUAGUCUGAAGGAGAAGACACAUUAUACUGCAUGUGAAUGCUACCUACAGUAAGUGCAUCUUUUUUAUUGUCUUUACGUGUUUUGUGUGAGAGGUAAAGUUCCCUUAAAGGAAGGUGUGAGUUACUUUUGUCCUUUUGCCAAAACAGUGAUAUUAACAACUCUGGCCAAAGCUGUGUAAGAUCCAAGCUCCUUAACCUUGGAUUCAACAAUGGUACCUCCUGUCUCCCCUGUCCCCUUAAUACAUGACAAGAGUAAUGUGUCAAUGCAAUAAAUUAUAGCAGAUAGUGUUCUCUACCAAAACUCCAAAGUUUGAUGUGUCCCUGAUUUGGGUCUCUCCCUCAGAGUUAGAAAAGUGAGAGAGCUGAAAGUUACCGCUGCUGUAACACAGUUCUUUCUGGCAUGCAUUCAGUUGUCUAAAUAAACAUCUCCGUUACAAAAAAA